AGUAAACAUUACGAGAGAGAGAGAGAGAUUAGUGAAGCAAAGAGUAGCCGUCACUUGGCAAAUUUUCAUCCAACAGUUUGGGGAUACCAUUUCCUCACCUACACUUCUCAACUCACGGAAAUUAGUACCCAAGAGAAACAUGAAAUUGAAGAGUUAAAAGAAAAAGUCAAGAAAAUGUUAGUGGAAACCCCUGAGAAUAGCACACAAAAACUUGUGUUGAUAGACACAAUCCAGCGAUUGGGAGUAGCAUAUCAUUUCGAUAAUGAAAUUGAGACAUCAAUGCAAAACAUCUUUGAUGCGUCCCAGUUACAGAGUGAAAAUCAAGACAACCUUUACGUUGUUGCUCUUCGUUUUCGACUGCUGAGACAACAUGGCCAUGGCAUAUCCUCAGACGUCUUCAAGCAAUUCACCGACCAAGAUGGAAAAUUCAAGGAAAUACUUACUAAUGAUGUCCAAGGAUUAUUGAGUCUGUAUGAAGCAGCACAUCUGAGAGUGCGCGGGGAGGAGAUUCUUGAAGAUGCUCUUACCUUUACCACCGUCCAUCUCGAGUUCAUGGUCCCCAACUUGAGCAACAAAUCACUUAAGGUUCAAGUUACUGAGGCGUUAAAGCAGCCCAUUCGCAAAACCUUGCCAAGGUUGGGUGCUAGAAAAUACAUAUUUAUUUACGAAAACAUUACUGAUGCACACACCGAUUUGCUUUUGAAAUUUGCAAAGUUGGAUUUUAACGCAUUGCAAAAGCUGCACCAGGCAGAGCUUAGCGAGCUUACAAGGUGGUGGAAAGAUUUAGAUUUUGCAAACAAAUUGCCCUAUGCAAGAGAUAGAUUGGUGGAGUGUUACUUUUGGACAAUAGGAGUGUAUUUUGAGCCGAAGUAUAAUCGCGCGAGAAAAUUGCUAACAAAAGUACUCAAAAUGACCUCCAUCAUUGAUGACACCUAUGAUGCUUAUGCAACCUUUGACGAACUUGUGCCUUUUACCGAUGCGAUUCAGAGAUGGGACAUUAGUGCCCUGGAUUCAUUGCCGCCAUAUAUGAGACCUGCUUAUCAAGCCCUCCUGGACAUUUACAAUGAAUAUGAAGAAGUUUUGGCCAAAGAAUGUAAAUCGGAUCACGUGAACUAUGCAAAAAAUGAGGUGAAAAAGUUGGUGAGAUCCUUUUUUAAGGAAGCCCAAUGGUUGGACGCUCAAUAUACUCCAACAUGUGAAGAGAAUAUGAAAAAUGCACUUGUAAGUUGUGCCUAUACGAUGCUUUCAACAACUUCCUUAGUUGGUAUGGAGGAAUUUAUAAGCAGAGAGACUUUUGAAUGGGUGAUAAAUGAACCUUUAAUCAUUCGAGCUUCAGCAGUAAUUAGCAGACUGAUGGAUGAUAUUGUUGGACAUGAAGACGAACAACAAAGAGGACAUGUUUCUUCAAUAAUUGAAAGCUACAUGAAAGAGAGUGGAGCUUCAAAGCAAGAGGCAUACAUUAAAUUUCGGAAAGAAGUCACGAAUGCAUGGAAAGAUAUAAACAGAGAAUUCCUCCGUCCUACUGAAGUACCAAUGUUUGUCCUCGAACGAGCUUUGAAUCUCGCACGUGUGAUGGACACUCUGUACCAAAAGAAAGAUGGAUACACAAACUCCAAAGGCAAACUUAAAGACAUGAUUAACUUGUUGUUUGUUGAAUCUCUCAAAAUAUGAUGCACCUUCCGAGAGCAAGUUCCCUCUACUUUAUCAGCAAAAAGAGAUCAGCAAUUGGAUUGUCUUUUUACUCAUGUUUCUUUUCAAUAAAACACAACAUGAAGUUGUACUA
Messenger RNA from Lycium barbarum (goji berry), 1783 nucleotides. Its product is annotated as sesquiterpene synthase 9-like. Gene Ontology annotation, biological process: diterpenoid biosynthetic process. Gene Ontology annotation, molecular function: terpene synthase activity; magnesium ion binding. The transcript is spliced from 7 exons. NCBI's taxonomy places the organism in Eukaryota, Viridiplantae, Streptophyta, Magnoliopsida, Solanales, Solanaceae. The record is from RefSeq and is a predicted model, not a curated record. The annotation marks the transcript as partial.